CUCACUAUUUUACCAUCUUCCCCACUUGGACACGGAGGAGGAGGACGAGGAGAAGAGGACCCUCCCUCACUUCGCAAAUGGUAUCGCCGCGCUUGACUGGGAUUGACUACCAUCCUCUCCAGGAAGCUGCGAUUGUAGGAGGCUGAUUCGGCUGCGUAUGGAGAGAGCCAUCCGGGGAGCUACGAGGCGAAGGGUUUGGUGGAGCAUCGAGGUUGGGUGCGGCGGUGGGAUAUGGAUGGGGCGAAGAAGCGCAUAGCUGCAGCGUUGAGCAAGGGAUGGAGAAGGGGGAGAUUGUGAAGAAGAAGAAGAGGGAGGGCGGGGUAGAGGGGAAUCAUUGUCACGCAGGGAAACUAAUGGCGGAAAGAGGGUUUUGGGGUAAGGAAGAGGACAGAUCGCGUUGGAGAAGUGAUAUAGGCGUGUGGUGAUUGAAUUGAAUUGUGUUGGGGUGGGUGGGAAGUGGAAUUGCGGUGAAGGGGUUGGAAAUUCCGCAAUGGAGGUGAAUGCGCAGGUGAUGCAGGCUUUGCUGAGCACGGCGGCUCUGCUUCUUCUGGUCAUCUCAAUGCGUGCCACGCAGCUUCUGCCCGCGGGCCGGGAGAGUGACAAGAUUGUUGAAGUUGAGCUUCCAGAACGCUCAUUGGCAAUGCUGCCGCCUGAGAGUGAGACGAAAAGGAUUGCCAUUACGUUUUACACUGCACCAGCUCCUUUUGAUGGAGCUGAGGGAAUGCGGCAGAAGUUGGCUAUUCACUCUUGGCUGCAUCUAGAUUUACGCCCGGACGUGGUUCUCAUGGGACGACAUCCUUCGCUCAAGACUUUCGCGGAGACUUUACAACCCUAUGUCACCGUGGAUUCGGACAUUGAUAUCACGUUUAUGGGAAAUCCUAUGUUUCACAGCAUGAUUGGACGAGUACAGGCUUCAAGUUCAGAAAUUGUCGUGCUUAUAGACCCUAACCUGGUUCUUCUAAACGAUUUCACCGCCGCGAUCACAAAAGUGAGGGCAGUAGACAGCAAUUGGCUGCUUGUCGUGAAGCCUAUACACACAACCAUAUUUCCGUUUGAAUUGCAAGGCUCCUCAGGGUCGUGGUUACAUAGCGAUGGAUUGUACGUCGAGCCCGAUGAGGUGCGGAAGAUCGUGAGACAAAAGGGCUCUAGCGGCGACUGCUAUGGUCCAGGGCUCUGGGCAUGGAACAAAGCUGAUGCCCAGUUGCACGCAGGAGUAAUUCCACCUUUUGUUUACGGAAGUGGUCAUCACAGUGAGUGGCUUUUGACGGAAGCCCUAGUUUCCAAGUAUCGCACCGUUAUUGACGGAAGUGAUGUCAUCACACUCGUUGCUCCUCAGCACGUCGCAAGCCGGAUUUACAAUGGUGAUGGUGCUCUUGGGAGACCAUGGGAUGUGGCAGGGAAUCGUGUCCUGGCUAUGCAGUACGGGUCUUUGUAUUAUAGACCAGCUGAUUUGUCAAAUGUAACCGUGAAGUUGAUCAAAUGCGGGGAAAAGCUCCGGCGUGGUUUGUGUCUCUACAAUAGAACAGAUCUACUUGAGGCCUGCAAGCCACACAAUAGGAAACUCAGACUGGCUCAGAAAGUUGACCCGCAGGCAAGCCGUGAUUGGUUCAAAUUUUCACAAUGGUUUGGACGAAGUUCUUCUGAUAGAGGAGUUCAAGCUCUGGAUUGCAAAACCAUAGCAUCAUUAACAAACGAGUAUGUUCGCUGCCCUCGAUUGACAAAGAAGUCCAUAAAAGUUUCUGAGCUUUGGCUGCCAUUCUCUCUGGAAGCACUGGCUUCAAGAGUAGCCAGUCCCGACAAGGUUAUUAUUCUGUCAGUUGCUGGAGACAGCUACAGGACUAUGCUUAUGAGUUGGGUUUGUAGUCUACGACGUCUCAACAUCUCAAACUACCUUGUAUAUGCCCUGGAUGACGAGCUUUACCAACAUGCAGUGAGCCAGGGUGUGCCUGUGGUGAAAUCAUCACAGACCAUGCGUGUCAGCCGCGACGACUGCCACUUUGGGACGAAGUGUUUCCAAGAAGUUACGAAGAUGAAGUCCCGCACAGUUCUACACCUUUUGCAACUUGGAUUUAAAGUCCUAUUCAGCGAUGUCGAUGUCUAUUGGUUCCAGAAUCCAAUCCAGGAAAUGAUGGCCUAUGGGCCUGGCACUCUUGUAGCGCAGACCGAUCAAUACAAUGAGACUGAGGCAGCCAACUUGCCCCGGCGCUUGAAUUCAGGAUUCUAUUUUGCGUGGUCUGACAGGGCUACAGUUGCAGCAUUUGUCAAGAUAGUGAAACAUGCAAUGACCUCCAACAUGUCAGAGCAGCCCAGCUUCUACGAUACAAUGUGCGGCUUGGAUGGCGUAUACCGAGUAGGGGACGAUAAAUGCGUGGAGCCUGACACCAACGUCACAGCAAUUUUCUUAGACAGAAGAACGUAUCCAAACGGCGCUUCGGGGAAUCAUUGGGAACAGAGGGACGUAAGGAAAUCCUGUGAGCAACAAGGGUGCAGGGUGUUGCACAACAACUGGGUGAGUGGCAGGGAAAGGAAACUGAAACGACAAAUUGCUGCAGGGCUGUGGGACUAUGACGAAACAACACGCAUGUGUGUGACCCACCGAAAGAAAGUUCAAUCCUAGGCACUACAUUCUAGUGCACUGUAAUCUACAGGUCUUGAUUGUUUUUAGUUUGCCUGUCAUUGAGAAAUACAUCUAAAGUUAUUAGGGCUCAAUUUUGACGACAUUUUCCACAUUUUCAUUCACAUUUUCUGCAACAUAGUUUGAAAUUCACAAUUUUGUGGGAGAGAAUGGGCUUAAGUGGGGAAGUGAGUAGAGAAGUUGAGGUUGUGCAACUCAGCAUCUAGCUCUGACUGAAAGGCGGCAUUUGCUUAAAUUAGAAACUUAGAUAGCGGAUUGAGGACACAUUUUGUGAUCAUCGAAUAUUUUUUCUGCAAUGAUCACUGGUUGGCCAGCAUCUUUGUUCCUGCCUGUGUAUAACAAAUAUCCUACUUCUCGGGCUAUUGCCUUAAACUUAUCAA
Physcomitrium patens is the source of this 3015-nucleotide messenger RNA. RefSeq names its product beta-arabinofuranosyltransferase RAY1. Gene Ontology annotation, molecular function: glycosyltransferase activity. The record is from RefSeq and is a predicted model, not a curated record. NCBI's taxonomy places the organism in Eukaryota, Viridiplantae, Streptophyta, Bryopsida, Funariales, Funariaceae.